Molecule: messenger RNA, 6020 nt
Organism: Formica exsecta
Lineage: Eukaryota; Metazoa; Arthropoda; Insecta; Hymenoptera; Formicidae
Gene: Dhit
Product: regulator of G-protein signaling 17
Exons: 6
Coding region: 1231-2208 (325 amino acids)
Source: RefSeq, a predicted model, not a curated record
GCGAUAGAGGCAGACGUAACGACAGCAUCAUCAUCGGUCCGAGCCAACAACAGCAGCAGCAGCAGCAGCAGCAGCAGCAGCAGCAGCGGCACUCAAGCUAGCCACGCUAGCGUCUCGUAUAGUACCAACAGGCGCGCGAGUAUCUAUUUAUAAUUUCGUCAAACGUAACGGAGGACGAAAAUCGAACGUCAUACCGCGUACGACCACCUACGCCAGCUGCGAGGAAAGCAAGUGCCGAGUGUGAGAUCGGCGCUGGUCGGAGACCGCGAGCGUGACGCGGCGCGGCGCGGCCGCGCCUUUAAACCGCGUAGCCGAAAGACGUAGUAGGUCGAUCGCGUGCGACAUCCUCAUUGUCCUAAAGUUCAAGGAUUCGAUCCUAGUUUGUUGACCGAACGGACGAAUUUUCCGAAUUCGACCACGAGACUUGCGCGUAUCUCCAUGGAGUGCGGCGGAUUCGCUCAUCAUCCUUGAGCGAGUGCCAUCGACAGCAAAGGGAUCCUCCGCUUCCUAUUUCUCUCCGCGACGAAUCUUGCAUCCGCGCACCCUCGUCUAUCUCUUUUUCUCUCCUAUCACGACACCGACCAGUCGAUCCGCGCGCGCGGCUAUCCCGUCGAGAGAGAGAGAGGAGGGUGGUGGAGGGCGCCGCGAGAGGGUGACGACGGUAAAGUGAUAUCGUGACGCGGGUGAAAUAUCGACGAAGAGGAUCGACGAGGAAACGAUCAGCGGCAUCGGGAAGCGGAAGAAGUCGGGAAAUGGGCAAAGUAUCAUGCGCAACAUCGACAACGUAACCCUACGCACAUUGGGGUCCGUCGCAGUUGAGUGUCGUCGCGCGACGUCGCCAUCAUCGUCGGCGUAGUAGCGCCUCGCCCGAGGCGAGGAACCCGUUUGGCGACCGAUCGGUUCGUGGUGCGCGUACCUAUGUGUCCGUCCGGGAGUCCGUAAAGACCUCGCGAGGACGACGUGAGCUUAGGGCUGUUACGUUAUUCGGCAGAGGUGCGCGCUGGGAGCAUGCGGGCUUCGGGCGAGGCCCGGCGAGGCGGUCCCGCGGGUGGACCGGGCUAAAGGAACGAUCGCAUAUCGGGAGGGACACUCGCGAACGCGGGCACGGUGCGCCCGCGGCCGUGCCCGCACCCGCAUCCCCCUAUCUCAGCGUCGCGCCGGCCACGCGCCGAUCAGGCUGAUCCUAAGGACGCGGGAAGCGAGCUGGACUCGCUUUCGUACGCAUGGAACAUGAUAGAGAUGUCGAGUGGACUCGGUGCAACUGCAAUGGGGAUUGGCGUUAGUCACGGGACAGGUGGCGAAAGUGUAGCUGGUGGUUGUCGUCUCCGUGCACAGAAUCAAGGCCAGGCCUCGGGAUCCACGAUGCAGCAUAGUAAUCCGCAGCAGUCGUCUCAACAGCAGCAGCAGUCACAACAGCAGCAACAGCAGCAGGCGCCUGCGUCACAGCAGCAGUCGCAACAACAACGCCAGACGGUCGGAUUCAUGGGCCGAUCGAAGAAGGACAACUGUUGCCUAUGCUGGUGCUGUUGUUGCAGUUGCUCGUGUAGGAAUAAAUGUUUGGCGGCGGUCGGUGGUAAUUCGACGGGCACCGGUGGAGCGGGUGAUCAAGGCAAGAAGAAGGGCAACGCCGGCGUCGGCGGCGAGCAUGGUGGCGGCAUCGGCGUCACCGAUCUCGCGGGCGCAGGUGCAGGUAACGGUCUCGACGGAUCCGAUGGCCUCGACGGUGGCCUCGAGUGUUGCAGCUUGGAAGAUGUCCGAGCCUGGGGCUCGUCCUUCGACAAACUAAUGAGGAGCGCCGCCGGACGCAAGCUCUUCAAGGAGUUCCUCGUGAGCGAGUACAGCGAGGAGAACAUCGCCUUCUGGCUGGCCUGUGAGCAACUCAAGCGUGAGAGCAAUCCCGAGACGAUCGAGGAGAAGGCGCGCUACAUUUACGAGGAAUACAUAUCCAUACUUUCGCCGAAAGAAGUGAGUCUGGACUCGCGGGUACGGGAGAUCGUAAAUCGCAACAUGGUGGAACCUACGCCGCAUACUUUCGACGAGGCGCAGCUACAAAUCUACACCCUUAUGCAUCGGGACUCUUAUCCGCGUUUCGUCAACAGCGAGAUUUACCGGAGGGUAGCCAGAUUGAAUAGCAGCAGUCCACCCAGCCCGAGCACCGGACAGGAGCACGGUAGCGGGAAGACAAAAAGCAAGCGGGGGGCAACGUAAUCGUGACGGAUGGUCCAGGGACAUUGGGGGCGCGGACCAAGACCUCCAAAACCAAAAGCACCUUCAGACCAGACCAUGCGUCGAUCAGCCGAGAAUCAUUCGGCGGCGAGUUCGCGACUGGCAACACUCCCCUCGACGGAGAGCCUCCGUCGAGGUGAAGAAUCAUUGCCCGAGCGGACAUGGUCGAUGGAAUUAAUCCCUCCCGGGAGGAGCCAUUCCCCUAGAAUGGACGACGACGAUCUUUCUGAUCGCUUGUCGAAUCGCUCACACACGGGAGCCAGGAGCUUGUUUAGUGAUUCGCUCUUCCACGCGAAGACGCAACGGGGCCACGUAAUCGCGCUCGUCAUUGCACAUGAGCCAUUACAACAGCGAUAAUGAUGAUGGUGAUGAUAAUGAUAAUGUUGAUGAUGAUAAUGAUGAUGGUGGAUUGAACGUACGACGAAAUCGCGAUCGCGGUCAAUCGCGUAGAUCACAGAUCGCGGCGUUCCACUUCCAGAGAUUCGGUGCAAGCGAAUGCACGCAGGGCGGUGGAUCGUAACCGGAGAAAGAAAGGUCACGCGAUCGCACAGGGAUGACGGACACCGUCGCGAAUACCAUCGAUCUCUCGAGUUCGUCGAUCUUCGAGCCACACAAUCUAUUCUCGUUGCCGUUGCAGUUUAGAGGUUCGCGUAGGAGAUCGACUCGAGCUCGCGACUUUCUUCCUCUUUUUCGCUCUUCUCGGAUUGAAAGCGAAUUCGAUUCGAAUCACAUAGCUUAUGUAUCUCAUGAUUCAUUACAAAUAGUUAAAAUAUCUCUUUAUUUCUUAGCAAGUAUAUUGAAAGAAAAAAAGAAGAAAAAUUAGAAAAAUCCUUUUACCUAUUUUUCAAUCAAGUGCGCGUGUGUAAAAUAGGAAAAAUGUGAUUCCAAUUGAACUCGCUGUACUAAAAGAGUUGUUGACCAUCUGGUUUAAAUCUAAUAUAUGCAACAAAACGAGAUGUUCGUAAUAUGUAGCAUACGAUUGCAGUUAUCUGAGGUGUUUGAUUGAAGCAAUGAUAAUAAUCGCUGCAUAUGAUAGUCGUCCGUUCGAAAUUCCGCGAGAAUAUACAAUUUUUACCGCGAGAGAUAAGUAGUACGAGCUCGCAAAUCGAUGCUUCGCGAAACAAUGGAUACUCAUUCUCUCUCAGAACGCUUUUGAACGGAUCUCAUCGAUCGUAUCUCCUGUGAACUUAUCGUUAGAUUAACGCGCGUAUAGGAGCUCGUCGAGAGUAUAGAUUUAAUCUGCUCAAGAUCGAAUUUGCCGGUUGCUCUCUUUCUCUUAUUUCUGCGACAUUUAUCUUCCACGAUUGGAAGAAAAUCGAGUCUCAACGUCGUUUUACAGCCCGCUGUAACGUCAGGGUAACGCAUUGUAAACAUAACGUAUUUUUUAUGAUCGCGCAUUUUUCUAUAAUCGCCAGUAGUCCGUGUCCGAGUCUUCCUCAUCGAGGAAGAUAGGAUCGCGAGAAUCAUACGUACUUAUUCAGAAAAACGAGAAGAGCCUUGAGAAAGAGAGAGAAAGGGGGAGAAAAAGAAGGAGAUUGCGGUUCUUCAUCAAACAUACCUCGGCGUUCGCUUCCAUCGCGCUUUCAGAAGAAUUGUCGAUGGACGGUGAUUUUCUUCGCUUCUGGUGCGUCAUCCCCAUGGCGGAUAUCGAGCUACUGCCAGCGAGAACACACCAAAGAUCGAACGUGCGUCGAAGCCAACCAAUUUGACGAUCACCAAAGAGAAGAACGACUCAAUCCGAUGAAUACGUUACAUACAAACGCGCACACAAUCACACGAAAUACACGCACAUACAUAUGUAUACGUGUACAGGAGACACGCACACACGUACUCACGCUGACGUAAUGCGCGUACGCUCGUGUAAAAUCUAGUCAUCAUCACGCGAAAAUGCGAUCCGGAUACGCGUGAUUGUGGAAAAAAAAGGCCUAAACACGAGAAAAAAAUAACAAGUGUCCCGCAAACUCACGCGAAAUCAAGGCGUCGAAAUUAGAUUGUCAUCAUUGAUACGGAAAAAAAAGAAAAAAGAAACAUAAUGAGAGAAAGAGAGAGAAGUAAAAGGGCGUAAAGCGGUGAGUCAUCACGGCGCGAACGCAAUUCUUAGUAUUAAUUCAUAAGUAUAUACAUAAGUACGGAAUAGAAUCUAAAAUAAAAAUAAAAAAGAAUCAUGACGACUCGAUCGUCAUCGGUGAUCGCGAGCGAUUCGCGUCGCGAUGCCUGCUCGCCGCCAAAAUUUCUUCUCGGCCGCGAUGCGCUUCGACAAAUCGCCCGUCACAUGGACAAUUUGCCUUCGCCUUCGGAUUUACCCUCCAUUUCCAGAAAUCUUGCACAUUCUUUUCGUGGUAAGUCUACGUCUGAGAUUUAUUGCAUGGCAUUGUAUAUUUGAUAUGGUAAGUAAUGUAAGCGCGCUGAAGAGAGAAUUUGUAUCAGAUAUUGUGUUAGAACGAGAGCGCACGUUGGUAGAAAAGUGUCAGAAAAAAUCAUGGAGCUAAUAUUAAAUAUAAAUCUAGCUUAAUAUAAUGUCUCCCCUCCCUAAGAAAUUUUUCGGCGUUUAUAAUACUUGUGUCAGCCACAUGUUUCGUUGGAUGAAAAUGUCAGACGUAAACUUGCCGUUAUAUCUCAUGAGACCGAUCUUUGCUCUCUCUUCUCGAUCGCGACGCUUGGUCGACGCAUAUCGUAAGCUCAAAAAACCGACUCGUUACUUACUUUUUCUUUUUUUGCACAAUGCUGGAAAUGCAACGACGGAUAACGGGGAUAUGAUAUUCGCCGUCAUCGAUGAAACGACCAAAAGAGCGGUAAAGUUCGAGCGCAUCGCUGCGCGCCCGCGCAAUCUCCAUUCGCGAUAUGUCAAGCGUAUACAUAACACACACAAAAAGCGCACGUGCUCUCCCGAGGAUCAUCGAAAUGACGGGAGGGCGAGACGAUAUACGAGCGCGCAUCUCUCUAGUCAAAUCGUCGGCAUCGUCGCGAGCGGACAGCACAAGCGACAACACUCGCACAGUCAGUCAGCGUUUGGCUACUGCCCUGUAGAUAAUAUAUAGAUAGAAUGUCGAGGAGAAUGCUCGGACUCUUCGCUCUCUCUUCUCUUGUCUCCAGCAGGGCUGUUCAUUUAGGAUCUCAACGCGGCUUCCGGAGGCCUCGCGUCGGCAUCGUCGAUGAAAUUAAGCGGUGAGAUUGCUCGAACGUCGUCUUCACUAAUAAACGCACAAUUUUCUCAACCUUCGAUCCCCUGCUUCUUUCUUCACGAGAAAAUUUCCCUUAAGAUCCAUAUAGGGCGGAGAGGUAAGGGCAUGUUAGAGCCAUCAUCAGCACAGCUGCGAUCGUGCAUGAAUCUCUCCCGACCAUUGCAUAUUCUGAUUUUCCGUUUUUAUCCGAGGCAAUCAGCAAACUCGUACGAUGCGACGUAUACAGGUAAGAGUUCUGUCAUUUUAAAAGUUCUCGAUCGAACGCGAGUUUAUCUUGAUGAAAUGCUCAACACGAAUCUGUUUUUCAGACUGAACUAUACUGAACUAUUUGGGAAGAAUGAACUCUCUGGUGAAGCGUCAAGAACAUCGUUACAAAUAUUAAUAUGAUAUUUGUAUUUAUUAUAAUGAUUUUUAUAAUUAUCAAAUAAGAGAUACAUUGAUUAUGUUAUAUUAUAUAUUUAACAAUAAGAAAUAUUUAUGACAAUCUUGACAGAGAAGUAUAUAAGAUAGAAAACAAAAAGGAAUAUUCAUUGAAAUAUAAAAAUUUAAUUAUUAGCAAAAGUUUAAUAUAUAUAAUUUCUUCAAAAAAAUAAAUAAUAUACAAUUUUUUUA